AUUUUGUUUUUCUUUCAAGAACUCUAAAACUAUUUCUCUAGUUCAUGAUUAUAUGUUUACUGUUGGUACAGAUGUUAAAUUUCCAAUAUGGCUGCACCUACGUAUUAAUUUUAUUAUUAUGAUAUUUAAUUCGGCGAAACAAAAUUAUUGUAUUUUUAGACUAAUUCCAAUUACAAAAUAUAGAUUUAAAUGUUUUCGUUAUCAGUCACGAUAUUUUAUCUCCAAAGCAGGUGUUACGAGCUAACGAAAUAUUGUUACGACAUUCGUAGGGUAUUAAGAAUUGAGAAAGCAUUUGGCAGCAUAAUCUUAUUUGACGGUAUUUCUGUGACGUAAAAAAUAUCAACUAGGAACUCCCUGACUAUGAGUAAAUUGAGACUGGGGUCAGAUUACAUUCCCCUCACUGAAGAAGACAUGUUGAAAGUUCGAGCGAUUAUUUCAUUUUCGAGAUUAGCAUGGGUCACUGUAUCUAUACCGCUGUUUGCAUUUAUUUUUUGCGUUAUUUGGUCGGUACUCUAUAAUUUUGAACAUGCCACUGCAACCCAUUGUAAGGUUUACAAUUUUCUUCCAUCAGUCUCUGCAACGAUCGGCCAUUAUAGACCUCAAAAGGAUAUUUGGAAAUUGGCAAUUGCAACGCAAGUUAUAACUAGAAUAUUAGUUCUAAUUAUGUAUUACCGUUAUUAUAAAGAGCAUGUAUAUAAAUGGGCACGAUAUAUUAGUAACAUUGUUUUGGCCGCAUAUAUUGUUGAAAAUUUAUCUCUAGUAACUUUAAGUUUCUGGAGUUCGGACUCGAACUACGUAUUUCACAAAGUAUCUUUUAUAACAUUUUUAAUAAUGUCUUCUAUCUACAUGCCAUUAUCAUACUUUGUUAUGAAAAAUUGUUGUAACGUAACCAGAGAUUUUUCUGAAACUACAUCUAUAAGGUGGAAAUGGAGGGCAAUGAUGUCAAAUGUACUGUCCAUAUUAUUAGCAUCUUACUUUUUUUAUAGGCAUAAUAAAUACUGUGAACCAUUAGUAUAUUCCAUGUUCGCUUUGAGUGAAUAUGUCGUUGUUCUCUCAAAUAUGAUGUUUCAUUCGACAGUUGCAUUGGACUUUCCAACAUCUAGAGUUUUAAUAUCAGGGAAUGGUAUUAGACUGAUCUAAAUUAUUAUAUAAAUCAUUUUGCAAUAUACAUUUAUAAUAUACAUUUUAGAUAUUUUUAACUCGAUUUUAGUAGUUUUUUAAUCAUAUGUACCUGGUAGUGGUUAAUAUGCUUAUUAUAUUAGCCAUGAUAUCAGUCAUGCGAAUCAGUCAAAAUGAUAAAUACUUAUGGAAAGUAUACGUCAUACGUGUGAUACCAAAACAUGCUGAUUUAUUACAAAUUUUUAGAAAAAGAUAUUUAUAUAUAAAUGUAUAUACAUACAAGAAAAUACAUAGAACAUAAACAGAUAUUUAUCGUCGAUUGCUGUUAUACAAAAAUUUUAAUACAAGAAUAUAAAAAUUUCAUUUUGUUUUUAUUUCUUUUCAAUAAAUUCUUUUAAAAACACAUGUAAUGCAUUAUAUGAUUGCUAUGAAAUAUCAAGUACUAACUAAUAUAUAGAAACGGCGUAACAAAAUAUAUUAUAAUCUUACGAUAUAUAUUUUGGACAGUGACAGAUUCUAUUAUGAAGUAUAAUUACUGUGUACAAGAGAAUGGAACUUUCCUCAUUGCUGAGAAAUUUCAUUAGAUCCUUCAAUUAUAUCACAGAAUAUUAAAACUUGAAAUCGUUUUCCAUUUUAUCAGCAAUGUAUUUUGCUAUGGCCAUACUACUCGUUGCAGCAGGCGAAGGAGCAUUACGACAAUGAAGAACUCUGCUUCCAAUACUGCCAUUUCCACUGUCAAAAACAAAGUCGUCUACUAAUUUGCCAUCAUUGUCUAAUGCUUGUGCCCUGACACCAGCUGGUCCUCUGAAAUGAAACAAUGAAGUUAUUCAAAAUAUUAGAAGAAUUACACUCGAAAACAAAGAGAUAUAAGGUAUAAAGUACCUGAAGAGCAGCUUAUACAAUCCAGGAAACUUGGCCAUUUCUAUGCAGUCUCUUAUGUUGAUAUCUGUCCAUCUAAAUGCAUAAAAUGACAGAACUUCGAUGAGUAUCUUUCACUUUUACGAUUUUUUAAUGAACUUUUCUGCUGAUCCUUACUUGUAACCUUCUCUAGAUAGUGCCAAAAUAGCAUUUGGGCCGACCCAUAUUUCACCGUUUAUUCUAGGCGUAAAAUGUACGCCCAAGAACGGUAAUUUCGGAUUAGGUACCGGAUAUAUGUUCGUUGUACAUAAAUGUCUUUUAUUUUCAUUUAGAAGAAGGUAUUCGCCUCGGAAGGGAACUAUCCGUGGAUUGCGAUCGCAUCCCGUCAUGACGGCUAAACGAUCCGAAUAUAAACCAGCGCAUGUUAAUACAUAUUUCGUUGAAAUAAACUGAAAUAAAUUACAGGAUAAUCAUCAGUAA
Messenger RNA from Vespula pensylvanica (western yellowjacket), 2457 nucleotides. RefSeq names its product post-GPI attachment to proteins factor 2-like. Gene Ontology annotation, biological process: GPI anchor biosynthetic process. Gene Ontology annotation, cellular component: endoplasmic reticulum membrane; Golgi membrane. Bases 361 to 1140 code for a protein of 259 amino acids. The transcript is spliced from 5 exons. The record is from RefSeq and is a predicted model, not a curated record. NCBI's taxonomy places the organism in Eukaryota, Metazoa, Arthropoda, Insecta, Hymenoptera, Vespidae.